AGCUCUAGCAGCCGCAUUGGAUCCCACAGCUUACUGCGAGACUCCGGUGUACAAUCCGGAUCUCUGCCCCAACAUGAUUGCGGCCCAGGCCAAGCUGGUCUACCAUCUGAAUAAAUACUACAACGAAAAAUGCCAAGCCAGGAAAGCUGCCAUUGCCAAAACUAUCCGGGAAGUCUGCAAAGUAGUUUCCGACGUACUGAAGGAAGUGGAAGUGCAGGAGCCGCGGUUCAUCAGCUCUCUCAACGAGAUGGACAAUCGCUACGAGGGCCUCGAGGUCAUCUCCCCCACCGAAUUUGAAGUGGUGCUUUAUCUCAACCAAAUGGGGGUGUUCAACUUUGUGGACGAUGGCUCACUGCCCGGCUGCGCGGUGCUGAAGUUGAGCGACGGGCGCAAGAGGAGCAUGUCCCUCUGGGUGGAAUUCAUUACCGCCUCCGGCUACCUCUCGGCGCGCAAAAUCCGCUCCAGGUUUCAGACGCUGGUGGCUCAAGCAGUAGACAAAUGUAGCUACCGGGAUGUGGUAAAGAUGGUGGCAGACACCAGUGAAGUGAAACUGAGAAUCCGGGAUAGGUACGUGGUGCAGAUCACGCCGGCCUUUAAAUGCACCGGGAUCUGGCCGAGGAGUGCUGCCCACUGGCCACUUCCCCACAUCCCCUGGCCGGGACCCAACCGGGUGGCGGAGGUCAAGGCGGAAGGUUUCAAUCUCUUGUCCAAGGAGUGCCACUCCCUGGCCGGCAAGCAGAGCUCGGCGGAGAGCGACGCCUGGGUGCUGCAGUUCGCGGAGGCAGAGAACAGACUGCAGAUGGGGGGCUGCAGGAAGAAGUGCCUCUCCAUCCUCAAAACCUUAAGGGAUCGCCACCUUGAACUGCCCGGCCAGCCCUUGAACAAUUACCAUAUGAAGACUCUGGUUUCCUACGAGUGUGAAAAGCAUCCCCGAGAGUCGGACUGGGACGAGUCUUGCCUGGGUGAUCGGCUGAACGGGAUUUUGCUGCAACUUAUCUCCUGCCUGCAGUGCCGGCGGUGUCCCCACUACUUUCUACCGAACUUAGAUCUGUUUCAAGGCAAACCUCACUCAGCUCUGGAAAACGCUGCCAAACAAACGUGGCGACUGGCAAGAGAGAUCCUGACCAACCCGAAAAGUUUGGAAAAACUUUAGAGGAUGAUUUAAUCAAGAGCCGAAAUUAUUACCCUUCUCAAAGUCCUUAUUAAGUGUAAACUUCUGUUCAAUUCCUAAUAUUCCACUCCGCAGUGCAAACAAUCUCUUCCUUUAAAAAGGAAUAAUAAUACAAUAUUUAAACAUCAUCUCACCCACCCCCACAAGGGGAGAAAAAGUAGGGGAAGCGGAUGGAGAAAAACCCAAAGCCACUAGUAUUAGAAGACUUCUUUCCACAUGAUUUCCUAUCUCCCUUGAAAAGUACACCGUAACACUCCGUAAACAGCCCAGCUGUGAUGCAAGACCGCGACGAACACUCUGCCUAACUAUCAAAGGAUUAUAGCAAUCCUGGUGAUUUAGGUGCAUCUGUCUGUGAGUAAACACGAUUUGGAUAUGCCAUCUG
Symphalangus syndactylus (siamang) is the source of this 1553-nucleotide messenger RNA. It is a transcript of the gene MAB21L1, whose product is annotated as mab-21 like 1. Lineage: Eukaryota; Metazoa; Chordata; Mammalia; Primates; Hylobatidae. The record is from RefSeq and is a predicted model, not a curated record.